Echinococcus granulosus is the source of this 777-nucleotide messenger RNA. RefSeq lists its product as hypothetical. Bases 1 to 777 code for a protein of 258 amino acids. NCBI's taxonomy places the organism in Eukaryota, Metazoa, Platyhelminthes, Cestoda, Cyclophyllidea, Taeniidae. The transcript has 4 exons. The record is from RefSeq and is a predicted model, not a curated record.
AUGAAGACCCUCGAUGUCGUCUGUUCUGAUACUUCCUCGGGAUGUUACUCGGACAACACGGACUGUGGUUCCUGCACAGAAAGUAUGACCGACAUCUGUCCGGCAUGUAUGUCGAAGGCAGCGAAUAGGAGAAUCAGAUUGAAGUACUACGAGCCGAUAAGGCUGUGGACAUGUCACAAGAACUGCACCGAGCCUGGCAUUCAGUUGGUGGACCCGCGGGGACCCUGCUGCUCACGUAUUUGCCGGGGGAGAAUGAGUUCGUGCAGCUCUAGAAGCUGGCGGCCACACGCCCAAAUGUAUGGCAUUCAGUUGACCUCACCGGAACCCUUUGUGGUGGAGUACCCACGCAACUCACCGAUUCAUGCAGUAAUGCCAAGAAGUGUGUCACCCAAAUCACCGAUCUAUCGCCGAAGCCCACCAAUAAUUCGUCGAUCACCCUCUCCGGGUUGCCGUCGAAGUAGUCCGCAUUUCAUGCGCCGCUCCUCAUCGCAGAGACGUCAUUCCUCUCACUCCUUGCAUCGGUCCAUGUCGAGUGAGAGAAAACUGCGCCAUAAACACAUCCAUCGUAGACCCUACCGUUCAAGGUCGUUUGCAGAUUACGCCUUCGAGGAAGAAGAGGUGGUUGGACACGGUGGUGGAAGAUAUAUCUACGUGAACCCGGACUACAUAAGGCGUUACCAUGGGCGUCGUGGGAUGAAUGAGAGUUUUACAUCGUCGGGAAGUGCUGAACAACCGCACUACCAUCGAGAUGAAGUUUUUAGUAGUAGUGACUACUGA